Molecule: messenger RNA, 420 nt
Organism: Cetraspora pellucida
Lineage: Eukaryota; Fungi; Glomeromycota; Glomeromycetes; Diversisporales; Gigasporaceae
Source: the annotation of a GenBank genome assembly
AUGACAGCGGCAUUUGCCAUUAAUACAAUUUCUGAAACGACACCAUCUAAAAUUCCAACAACAAUAAAAUCAUUAGUAGUUGACGAUAAUUUAAUAACUGGUAAAAUCCUUUCGAAGAUUCUGACCAAAGAAUUCAACCAUCAAGUAACAUUUGUACCGAGUGGUAAUGAAGCUUUGAAUAAAUUGUCACAAAAUAUUUAUGAUCUUGUAUUUAUGGAUAUUGACAUGCCAGAAUUAUCCGGUGUUGAAACUAGUAUUAGAAUAAGAAAUUCGAAUAAUAUUAUGGAAGAAAACAGAGUUGUCCCUAUAUUUGCUUAUACGACUAACAAAUGGGAUGAAAAGUUUUUAAAUGCUGGCAUGGUAAGCAUUACAAGCUUAGAUAAAGUUCAAGCUGUAAUUGAAACUGUUUCUCGUCGUUAA